AUGUCUGACGUCGAAUACAACGCCGAGGAGGCUGCCGAGAUCAAGAAGAGAAGACAGUUCCGCAAGUUUACCUACCGCGGAAUCGACCUCGACCAGCUCCUCGACCUCUCCUCCGAACAGCUCCGUGAUGUCGUUCACGCUCGUGCCCGCAGACGCUUCAACCGCGGUCUGAAGCGCAAGCCCAUGGGUCUCAUCAAGAAGCUUCGCAAGGCCAAGCAGGAGGCCAAGCCGAACGAGAAGCCCGACCUCGUCAAGACUCACCUCCGUGACAUGAUCGUCGUCCCCGAGAUGAUUGGCUCCGUCAUUGGUAUCUACUCCGGUAAGGAGUUCAACCAGAUCGAAGUCAAGCCUGAGAUGGUUGGUCACUACCUUGGUGAAUUCUCUAUCUCUUACAAGCCCGUCAAGCACGGUCGUCCCGGUAUUGGUGCCACCCACUCUUCUCGUUUCAUUCCCCUCAAGUAA
Molecule: messenger RNA, 462 nt
Organism: Aspergillus puulaauensis
Lineage: Eukaryota; Fungi; Ascomycota; Eurotiomycetes; Eurotiales; Aspergillaceae
Gene: RPS15
Product: 40S ribosomal protein uS19
Exons: 4
Coding region: 1-462 (153 amino acids)
Biological process (GO): translation; ribosomal small subunit assembly
Cellular component (GO): ribosome; cytosolic small ribosomal subunit
Molecular function (GO): RNA binding; structural constituent of ribosome
Source: RefSeq, a predicted model, not a curated record